CUUACACGCGUUUUCACAAAAAGGACCUUACAUGGGUUGUUCCCCCAAUAAGAAAAUUACACGUUGCAGAAUCGAAGCAGUGGUCUAUCCUUGUUAUCGUCCUCUCGUCUUUAUGGCUCUUCCAAGUCAUUUUGAGAAAUUUUCGAUUUUGAGAUUUUUUUCCAAAUAUUACAAAAGGAAAUAAUUAGAUUCCUCUUUCUGCUUGCUAUACCUUGAUAGAACAAUAUAACAAUGGUGUAAGUCUUCUCGCUGUAUUCGAAAUUAUUUGGAGGAGGAAAAUGGAGUGUGUUGGGGCUAGGAAUUUCGCAGCAAUGGCGGUUUCAACAUUUCCGUCAUGGAGUUGUCGAAGGAAAUUUCCAGUGGUUAAGAGAUACAGCUAUAGGAAUAUUCGUUUCGGUUUGUGUAGUGUCAGAGCUAGCGGCGGCGGAAGUUCCGGUAGUGAGAGUUGUGUAGCGGUGAGAGAAGAUUUCGCUGACGAAGAAGAUUUUGUGAAAGCUGGUGGUUCUGAGAUUCUAUUUGUUCAAAUGCAGCAGAACAAAGAUAUGGAUGAACAGUCUAAGCUUGUUGAUAAGUUGCCUCCUAUAUCAAUUGGUGAUGGUGCUUUGGAUCUAGUGGUUAUUGGUUGUGGUCCUGCUGGUUUAGCCUUGGCUGCAGAAUCAGCUAAGCUUGGAUUAAAAGUUGGACUCAUUGGUCCAGAUCUUCCUUUUACUAACAAUUACGGUGUUUGGGAAGAUGAAUUCAAUGAUCUUGGGCUGCAAAAAUGUAUUGAGCAUGUUUGGAGAGAGACUAUUGUGUAUCUGGAUGAUGACAAGCCUAUUACCAUUGGCCGUGCUUAUGGAAGAGUUAGUCGACGUUUGCUCCAUGAGGAGCUUUUGAGGAGGUGUGUCGAGUCAGGUGUCUCGUACCUUAGCUCGAAAGUUGACAGCAUAACAGAAGCUUCUGAUGGCCUUAGACUUGUUGCUUGUGACGACAAUAACGUCAUUCCCUGCAGGCUUGCCACUGUUGCUUCUGGAGCAGCUUCGGGAAAGCUCUUGCAAUACGAAGUUGGUGGACCUAGAGUCUGUGUGCAAACUGCAUACGGCGUGGAGGUUGAGGUGGAAAAUAGUCCAUAUGAUCCAGAUCAAAUGGUUUUCAUGGAUUACAGAGAUUAUACUAACGAGAAAGUUCGGAGCUUAGAAGCUGAGUAUCCAACGUUUCUGUACGCCAUGCCUAUGACAAAGUCAAGACUCUUCUUCGAGGAGACAUGUUUGGCCUCAAAAGAUGUCAUGCCCUUUGAUUUGCUAAAAACGAAGCUCAUGUUAAGAUUAGAUACACUCGGAAUUCGAAUUCUAAAGACUUACGAAGAGGAGUGGUCCUAUAUCCCAGUUGGUGGUUCCUUGCCAAACACCGAACAAAAGAAUCUCGCCUUUGGUGCUGCCGCUAGCAUGGUACAUCCCGCAACAGGCUAUUCAGUUGUGAGAUCUUUGUCUGAAGCUCCAAAAUAUGCAUCAGUCAUCGCAGAGAUACUAAGAGAAGAGACUACCAAACAGAUCAACAGUAAUAUUUCAAGACAAGCUUGGGAUACUUUAUGGCCACCAGAAAGGAAAAGACAGAGAGCAUUCUUUCUCUUUGGUCUUGCACUCAUAGUUCAAUUCGAUACCGAAGGCAUUAGAAGCUUCUUCCGUACUUUCUUCCGCCUUCCAAAAUGGAUGUGGCAAGGGUUUCUAGGAUCAACAUUAACAUCAGGAGAUCUCGUUCUCUUUGCUUUAUACAUGUUCGUCAUUUCACCAAACAAUUUGAGAAAAGGUCUCAUCAAUCAUCUCAUCUCUGAUCCAACCGGAGCAACCAUGAUAAAAACCUAUCUCAAAGUAUGAUUUACUUAUCAACUCUUAGGUUUGUGUAUAUAUAUGUUGAUUUAUCUGAAUAAUCGAUCAAAGAAUGGUAUGUGGGUUACUAGGAAGUUGGAAACAAACAUGUAUAGAAUCUAAGGAGUGAUCGAAAUGGAGAUGGAAACGAAAAGAAAAAAAUCAGUCUUUGUUUUGUGGUUAGUGACCGAGAAAUGUUUAAAUCAACAAGAGUAAAAAUGUUCAACACAUGCUUUUAAUUUUUAUCAAUUUAUUUCGCUUAUAUUGUUUACGAUUGCCAUUUAUUU
This is a messenger RNA of Arabidopsis thaliana (thale cress), 2131 nucleotides long. RefSeq names its product Lycopene beta/epsilon cyclase protein (gene LUT2). The transcript has 11 exons. The record is from RefSeq and is marked reviewed. Gene Ontology annotation, cellular component: chloroplast membrane. Gene Ontology annotation, biological process: carotenoid biosynthetic process. NCBI's taxonomy places the organism in Eukaryota, Viridiplantae, Streptophyta, Magnoliopsida, Brassicales, Brassicaceae. Gene Ontology annotation, molecular function: intramolecular oxidoreductase activity; oxidoreductase activity, acting on paired donors, with incorporation or reduction of molecular oxygen; cyclase activity. The coding region runs from base 279 to 1853 and encodes 524 amino acids.